AUGUGUGGUAUCUUUGCAGCCUUCAAACAUGAUGAUAUUCAUAGUUUCAAACCAAAAGCUCUUCAAUUAUCCAAGCGGAUCAGACACCGUGGACCAGAUUGGUCCGGUAACGCUGUUAUGAAUUCCACCAUCUUCGUUCAUGAGAGGUUGGCUAUUGUUGGUUUAGAUUCUGGUGCCCAACCGAUCACUUCAGCUGACGGUGAAUAUAUGCUUGGUGUUAAUGGUGAGAUCUACAACCACAUCCAACUAAGAGAGGAGUGCUCUGAUUACAAGUUUCAAACUUUUAGUGACUGUGAACCCAUCAUACCAUUGUAUUUGGAACACGAUAUUGAUGCUCCAAAAUAUUUGGACGGUAUGUUUGCGUUUUGCAUAUAUGAUGCCAAGAAAGACCGUAUCGUCGCUGCAAGAGAUCCUAUUGGUGUUGUCACUUUAUAUAUGGGACGCUCUUCUAAAUCUCCUAAGACUGUUUACUUUGCCUCUGAACUAAAAUGUUUAACCGACGUUUGUGAUAGUAUCAUUGCAUUCCCACCAGGUCAUGUCUAUGAUUCUCAAACUGACAAGAUUACUCGUUACUUCACCCCAGAUUGGUUGGAUGAAAAACGUAUUCCAUCUACACCAGUUGAUUAUCUUGCCAUUAGACACAGCUUAGAAAAAGCCGUUAGAAAGAGGCUUAUGGCUGAGGUUCCAUACGGUGUUCUAUUAUCUGGUGGUCUAGACUCUUCUUUGAUUGCCGCAAUUGCUGCUCGUGAAACGGAGAAGGCUAACGCAGAUGUCAACGAAGAAUCCAGUGUUGACGAGAAGCAACUCGCAGGUAUCGACGACCAAGGUCAUUUACACACAUCCGGUUGGUCACGUCUGCACUCGUUUGCAAUUGGUCUACCAAAUGCGCCUGAUUUACAAGCUGCUAGAAAAGUUGCCAAAUUCAUUGGUUCUAUUCAUCAUGAGCACACCUUCACAUUACAAGAAGGUUUGGAUGCCUUGGAUGACGUGAUCUACCAUUUGGAAACUUAUGACGUUACCACUAUCAGAGCUUCCACUCCAAUGUUCUUGUUAUCUAGAAAGAUCAAGGCUCAAGGUGUCAAGAUGGUUCUUUCCGGUGAAGGUUCAGAUGAAAUAUUCGGUGGUUAUCUAUAUUUCGCACAAGCCCCUUCUGCAGCAGAAUUUCACACAGAAUCCGUGCAACGUGUCAAGAACUUGCACUUAGCUGAUUGUUUGAGAGCCAACAAAUCUACUAUGGCAUGGGGUCUGGAGGCUCGUGUUCCAUUCUUGGACAAAGACUUUUUGCAACUGUGUAUGAAUAUUGAUCCGAAGGAUAAGAUGAUCAAACCAAAGGAAGGAAAAAUCGAAAAGUACAUUUUAAGAAAGGCCUUCGACACAACAAAUGAACCCGAUGUUAAGCCAUACCUGCCAGAAGAAAUCCUAUGGAGACAAAAGGAACAAUUUUCAGACGGUGUCGGUUACUCAUGGAUCGACGGUCUAAGAGAUACUGCUGAAAGAGUCAUUUCAGACACCAUGUUCGCGAAUCCAAAGGCUGAUUGGGGCGAUGACAUUCCAACUACCAAGGAGGCUUAUUGGUACAGACUGAAGUUUGAUGCUUGGUUUCCUCAAAAGACGGCUGCCAAUACCGUCAUGAGAUGGGUACCCAAGGCCGACUGGGGUUGUGCUGAAGAUCCCUCAGGUAGAUAUGCCAAAAUUCAUGAAAAGCACGUCGGUGCUUAA
This is a messenger RNA of Saccharomyces mikatae IFO 1815, 1719 nucleotides long. It is a transcript of the gene ASN2, whose product is annotated as asparagine synthase (glutamine-hydrolyzing) 2. Gene Ontology annotation, cellular component: cytosol. Gene Ontology annotation, molecular function: asparagine synthase (glutamine-hydrolyzing) activity. The transcript has a single exon. NCBI's taxonomy places the organism in Eukaryota, Fungi, Ascomycota, Saccharomycetes, Saccharomycetales, Saccharomycetaceae. Bases 1 to 1719 code for a protein of 572 amino acids. The record is from RefSeq and is a predicted model, not a curated record.